Molecule: messenger RNA, 1437 nt
Organism: Electrophorus electricus (electric eel)
Lineage: Eukaryota; Metazoa; Chordata; Actinopteri; Gymnotiformes; Gymnotidae
Source: RefSeq, a predicted model, not a curated record
ACAACAGCUGCUACAGAGGAAACGGAAGGGACGAAACACAGAAAACUCAUUUCAAAACCUCGAGGCUGUACUCACAUUUGCUGUAUGUAUUCCUCUUUUUUCUAAUCUACAAUCUUCUGAAAAGUUUAGCAUAAUUUAUUCUCCUUUUUUUCAUCUCAAGUUGUUUUUUUAAAUUUUUUUUUAUUAAAAAAAAAUCUGGUUGUGGCAAACAGCCUCCACCCUAAACAGGAGAAAGAGAAGAGAGCUACUCCAUAGCAAGGAGAUGCCCCCGCAGCCACAGGUGAAGAGGAAUUUCCUGGAGUUCCUCAAGAGCUUUAUUGGGAUUGUCAGGCUCCUUCAAAUCCUUCUGGGAGCAGGUCUUUGGGUUACCAUCGCUGCAAACAAAUUAAAUCCUACAGCUCCUGACAUUCAGCAGUUCAGAUACCUUCCUGCUGGACCAAAUCAUUGCUUCUGUCGAGUCUCCCAGGACCUGCUCCUCCAUCGCUCUCAUCAUAAACAUCUCUCAUCAGCUCAACACUGCAUCCUGCCUCACCUCCCAGCAUUACAGAAACACCAACGGCUGAGAGAUGCUGCAAUCCAAGGCAAAAAGGUAGAAGGAAAAGAAGUGGCUUAACCACCCUAACUCAACCCAAGUGGAGGAACCCUUCAUCCUGGUGAGCAAUCUCCUUGCCAGUGCAGUGAGGGAGAGCUCUCCUGGGAAUAUUUGGGGGGCCUUGUGGGCGAGGGUUGGACUAUCCUAUCUACCUUCCCUGGACUACUGGGAGGAUGAAUCUGCAGGGUCUUACCUGCCCUCCAUGGACUUUCAGGAUGGUUAUGAGCAUUAUAGCACAAUGUGGACUAUGAUGACCGUAGUCUCAGGUCAGAUGCGGGGUCUGACCACUCUGUGGACCUUUCAAUGGUGGAGGAGGCCCUCCAUGAGGAUCCCACUGCAGAGAAGGAAAUGGGGUCAGGGGACUCUGAUAAGGAUGAGCCACUGGCACCUAAGACUUCACCAAGAGCAUGUCACUCUAGAGCCCGCAAGCGUCCCUGUGUUUCCUUUGAAGAGGCUUCAUCACUGGCACUGAAGUCAUUAAGGGAUGCUCCCUUAACUGGAGUACAAGACCCUAAAGCUCUGUGCCUGCACUUCAGCUGAAACUGGGAAAGGCGGAUGCAGUGGGGGCUUCUGUCGCAGCACAGCCCACACCUUCUAGACCCCUCCCCAUCUUCAUCUGACAUUUUGUGUGUGUGUGUGUGUGUGUGUGCGUCUACAUGGCCAUGCCCCUUCCUGAUUAGUCGGUUACCUGUUACACCUGUCCUCUGUUAGUCAUCGAAAACAUGUAUAUUUAAGUCCUUGUGUAUUAGUCAGUCUUUGUCUGUGUUUGCUGUUAUCUGCCUCAUCGUAUUGUCAAAGCCCCUUUACUUGCAUAAUACCUUUUUGUCUUGUUUUAAAGUGGUGUU